Messenger RNA from Ilex paraguariensis (yerba mate), 878 nucleotides. NCBI's taxonomy places the organism in Eukaryota, Viridiplantae, Streptophyta, Magnoliopsida, Aquifoliales, Aquifoliaceae. The record is from the annotation of a GenBank genome assembly.
AUGCAGCGAACGCCACCACACCAACUUGCAACCAGGCCACGAUUCCCACAAACACCAAGCCAAUUUUCCUCCCAAAAUUCAGUUUUUCUUUUUGAUUCGAUGGUGGUUUCUUAUUGCCAUGUGGGUUACGAUUCUCGUCGUUGUUGUGCCCUCUACGCUCUGACUCCGCAGACGAUUCUGUUUUGUUAUUUGAGGGAGGACUUAAGGAAGGACGGUGAGGGCGUGUUCUUGGUGAGGGCGGAGGACGUAGAGGUGGAAGAGGUGGCGCUGGAGGAGGGGGUGGAGGAGGUGGAGACGGAGAUGGCGGAGGAGGUGGAGACGGAGAUGGUGGAGGUGGAGAUUGGUCAGGAGAUGGUGGUGGAGGCGGAGGAGGUGGUGGUGGUGAUUCAGUAAUCACAUUUUGUUGGGACUCCACGACUAGGGCAAAGAAACUGAAGGUAACCCCCAAACAUACAACGACCAAGGUCAACAAUGGCGACUCCAUUUGACGAUCUCAAUCGAAAUCAGGGCUAUUUCUCGCAUCAGGGUGGUUUGGUCCCAAUUUCUCUAUUUCUUCUCCAAAUUCAACAAAUCUGGAUCAACAAACGGGCAAAAAGAAUUAGGGUUAGGAAAUCAAGAAGGAUUUUUCUUUUUCCCCUUAAUGUGUGUCAAAAACCAACGAAAUGGGUUUGAUCUGGUCGCAAAUAGUUGAUUGAUGCGAGAACACAACAGAAUAUAGGUAGGAAGAACUAGUGUUAGGGCAUUACAUUACUACGUAUCUUCUCGAUUUAUUCCCUUUCUGAAGAGUCAACAGAUUGGGUCAAUCAUCAGGUUAUGAUAAAUCAAAGACUAGGUCGUCAAUUUAGGGUUUCCCACACUUCUCUGCGAGAGAGAGAGAG